UACUCGCGCUCAGUCCGUGCGUAAAAAGGACUCUUACUUAGGACGUUAACUCACAUCAGCUGGAAGGAGACGAGAGUGGCUGACAGUUGAGUGUUUUUGUGUGGCUCGUGGGGUUGCGUGUGCGUGUGCGUGUGCGUGUGUGUGUGAGUGUGUGCGUGUGUGCGUGUGUUUAUGAAAUGAGGAGGCGUGUGCUCGUGGCGCUCAGAGGAGCCUGAAGCAGCAGCUGGAUCAGCAGAGGAUCCGCGCUGCGCCGCAGGAUGUAAAAAGAGUCGACACAUUCGGUCUAACACUGAACCCCUCAUGAUGCGUUCACUGUCUCUGCUUGGAUGGACCGCUUCCUGUCUCCUCCUGCUCAGCAAGAGAACGACAGCUCAGGGUGAAGUUCUGCUCUGCUCUGUGGAGGGUCAAGCAGGGGCUCGACACCCUGUUCAGGGUCUGCUGGAGAGGUUUGAGGCCGGUCCGGGCUGUGCUGCCAGAGAACGAGGAAACAAGGAGACUCAUGUAAUCGCAGUGGGGAGGGCGACCAACAGCCCCGAGAACAAGGUGACGGUGUUGCUGAAGCCUUUGUCUCCGACCCCCUCCCCUCUCAGAGCUCUCCACCUGCUGCUUAGCUCAAAGCUCCCAGUCACCUGGUGUCUGGAGGCCGAAAGACUCCCCCCGAACCUCCCCGUGCAGGUUCAGGUUUCCUCAAACUCCAGCGUUCAGUCCCGCUCCCUGCACGUGCACGUCCACAGUGUGAAGUCGCUGCCUUUCGGUCCGCGAGCGUUGCACCGCUGGGCUCUGAAGCACCACGGCAACCUGUCCUCUAUGACCCACUCGACCCAUGGCAACCGAGUCUACAUCAAACUGGGAGAGGAUCCGAGCCGUCCUGCUGCUUGCAAGCUGCAGUCCAUGUUCCUCUCUCACAACUACGUGAUCUCUGACCUGCAGCCACAGGAAGUGCAGUGCUGCUCCGACACGUCAGCAGGUGGGGUCGGUCCUGAAGUCCACGUGAUCAAACUCCAUUCAGCCGGCUCAGGACUCUGUGGUUUCCUACAGGUGGAGGUUGUUGUCUCUCUGGUGCCCCCGGUGGCCAACUCAAAAGCCCUGAAUGUUGUGCUGAUUCUCAGCAGCUUGGUGCCGGUGAACUGGGCCAUCGUGUCUCAUGGGGUCCGGGGUCAUAUCUCUGUUCAUUCCUCCAACACCAUCUCUCCACCUUACCCACCUGAGCCUGACCUCACCCUGUCCAGCUCACUGAACUCUGACCUGUCCAGCAUACCUGACCUGCUCCGGUGGGCCAAUGAGAGCGGCUACAGCAAGGUGACAUCAUACACUGAGGCUGACCUGGCCAAUCGCUUUGUGAUCCAGCUGGCCGGGGGCGGGACAGAGGAGGUUGCAGGGAUGAUUCCUCGGGUGGUGAAGCCUCCCUGGGUGGAGGAGCGCAGGCUGAGACAGUGGUUAAACACUGGAGACGGAGCAGGAGGGGGUCGAGAGAGUUUUGCGGUGCAGUGUGAGGAUGGACGCCUCGAAGUGAUCCUCGACCAACAAAUCCUGCAGAGCUUGUCGGUCCCAGUUGCAGCUGUAACUCUUCGGGACUCUGCGUGCCAGGCUGAGUCUAAUGGGAGCCAUUUCCUGUUGGUGUUCCCGGUCAUUUCCUGUGGGACAGAGGGUGUGAUCCUGUCACAGCCCAGAGGGGUGCAGUACAAAAACAUGGUGUUAUUAUGGAGAGAGAAGCCGCAGACCUUUAUUGCACUUAACGAGACAGAGAAGAAGAGCAGAAGUCCAUUCGGCAUACAUUUCAGCUGCCUGGCUGCAGACCCUGUCCCCUCCAGCCUGGAUGAAGGUAAUGAAGGAAAUAUAAACUUUCCCCGUGUGGGGCAUGUUCCCUGGCCAUCCAAGGGUCAGAGGCCUGAUCCUGCACCGAGCCAUCUACCAACAUCCAGCUACAAAUCCGGGCCUGUUCUUGUUAUGAGGCUUUUUGUCACUGAGGGAUAUGAGCAGGGCCGGAUCGGACCCUGUAUCAUUACUGCAGACCACAGAGUCUAUGUUGAGAUUUCAGCUGAAGGGCCCUUCAUAGACAUCCUGGAGGUGAAGUCAUGUGUGGUCUCUCCUAUCUCAGACCCCAAAAAGUCUCGUUUCUGGACUGUCAUGAGGGACGGCUGUUCCUCAGACCCCUCUGUCACACUUGCUAAAAAGACAAAAACAACAGAGAAAGACGAGGGCGAAGGUGAACUAGAAAAGGAAAAUGAAGAUGUAGAGCGAAUGGGAAAAAUCAGUAUCUUUUACAAGGGAGGAGGGGUCUCAGUGCAACAUAAGACUGAAAGAAGCAGGGAAGCUGCCGCAACAAGGAUGGAAAAGAGAAGUACGACGGCAGAGGAGGUGAUACCUCCCCUUAGAUUUAGCUUCAUCCUGCAACCAGUUUACAACAACUCUGUGCAGUUCCUCCACUGCAGCCUCCGCCUGUGUGUCUCUGACUCCAUAAGAAGGGAGCCGAUGGAGGAGACCGUACAGAGUGACUGUCAGGGUGGGAUACAAAUCCCUCCACUUGUAUCCAGAUCGCCCGGGCGUCAGUGUGAGAUCAGAAACCUCUCCAGGCCCAUGGUCGUCACCCAGCCCAUCAGUUCACUGGCUCCCAAACAGCCGAGGCCCCCUACUGGCCAAAGAACAAAACGACUGAGCGUGUCUCCGCUGACAGAUCAACACCCAGAGCAAAGCAGUCCUGUGAUCCCCACCGGACCUUUGGUUGGAAUCGUCUUCACUGCCUUUGUGAUGGGGGUCAUGCUGAUGGGGGUGCUUUGGUGCAUCUAUAAUAAUACAGGGGCACGUUCAGCGUCACUUGGAGGAGACGGGUACCACACGGGUCAGACUUAUGAAGGUCAAAACAUCUGGAAUCCCAUUUCACUGUCUGAUCAGUCCUCGAGCUCCGUGUAGAGGAUUUCCUCCCUGCAAAUCUGACAGAAGAGAACUGGGACAGAGGUUCUUACCACGUUUGUGUGUGUGUGAGCACAGCUGCCCAUGUGUGUGUUUGUGUGAGUGCAAAGGAGUGUUUGAGCAUUGUUAGUCAUCAGUGUAUUGUGAGAGCAAAGUUUAUGUGAUGCUGCAAAACUUUCUGCAUCCAGUCAUUCUGAAACUGGCUCGAUGCUCGAGGAGUGUUUAUCAGGACUGAACGAGAUCUCAAACCUGGUUACAGUGACGUGGACUGAAACCACAACGUCUCCUGAAAGCUGGCACACAAGGUCAAAGGUCAUGAGAUGUGACUGUUGGUGUCUUUUUUGUAGAGUCAGUGUUAUGUACAGUCAUUUUUAGUGUUUGUGGUGUAACUGUGAAUCAGCUGGAUGUUACAUCUAUGUACUUCUGUAUAUGUGUUGUUUUCUGUUGGUAAAUAAAAACAUAUUGAAUGACCUGA
Labrus bergylta (ballan wrasse) is the source of this 3385-nucleotide messenger RNA. RefSeq names its product endoglin, like (gene engl). Gene Ontology annotation, cellular component: cell surface. Gene Ontology annotation, molecular function: transforming growth factor beta receptor activity; transforming growth factor beta binding; type II transforming growth factor beta receptor binding. Lineage: Eukaryota; Metazoa; Chordata; Actinopteri; Labriformes; Labridae. The record is from RefSeq and is a predicted model, not a curated record. Gene Ontology annotation, biological process: regulation of transforming growth factor beta receptor signaling pathway; transforming growth factor beta receptor signaling pathway; epithelial to mesenchymal transition.